UCCGUUCCAGUCUGUGCCCCACCCGUGCUGUCCGUACCUGGUUGUGCUCCACCCGUUUCACCCGUGCUGUCCGUACCUGAUUGUGCCCCACCCGUUACACCCGUGCUGUCCGUACCCAGUCGUGCCCCACCCGUUUCACCCGUUCUGCCCGUGUUGCCCCGUUCAGCCCGUGUCCUGCGCCGUUCUGCCCGUGCUGCCUGUUCUGCCCAUGCUGCCCCGUUGUGCCCGUGUUGCCCCGUUCUGCCCGUGUCCUGCCCGUGUUCUGCCCGUGAUCCUGCCCGUGAUUCUGCCCGUGCUUCUGCCCGUACUGCUGCCCGUGAUUGUGCCCGUGAUUAUACCCGUGUGCUGCCCGUAUUUUGCCCAUGUUCUGCUCGUGAUCCUGACCGUGAUUCUGCCCGUGAUUCUGCCUGUGAUCCUGCCCGUGUUGCUGCCCGUUCCCGUGCCAUACUGGCCGUGCCCACCCGCGUCUCCCGUUGCUGCCCGUGUUCUACCCGCGCCCAGUGUCGCCCGUGCUGCCCGUACCAGUCUGCCCAACCCGUGCUGUCCGUACCCGGUUGUGCCCCACUCGUUUCACACGUGCUGUCCGUACCCGGUUGUGCCCCACCCGUUUCACCCGUGCUGUCUGUACCCGGUUGUGCCCGACCCGUUUCACCCGUGCUGUCCGUACCCGGUUGAGUUCCAAGGGGGCAGGCCGCCGUGUGAAGAUCCGUGCAGGGAUUACUAUGGGUGGGCAGGGGCUGGAGUAAGGAAGGGGGGGAGGGGGUGCGGUUCCAGGAGGCGACUGACAUGA
Closterium sp. Naga37s-1 is the source of this 790-nucleotide messenger RNA. NCBI's taxonomy places the organism in Eukaryota, Viridiplantae, Streptophyta, Zygnematophyceae, Desmidiales, Closteriaceae. The record is from the annotation of a GenBank genome assembly.